Molecule: messenger RNA, 1224 nt
Organism: Triticum dicoccoides
Lineage: Eukaryota; Viridiplantae; Streptophyta; Magnoliopsida; Poales; Poaceae
Product: wall-associated receptor kinase 5-like
Exons: 2
Coding region: 1-1224 (407 amino acids)
Biological process (GO): cell surface receptor signaling pathway; protein phosphorylation
Cellular component (GO): plasma membrane
Molecular function (GO): ATP binding; protein serine/threonine kinase activity
Source: RefSeq, a predicted model, not a curated record
AUGCAGUCCACCUGGGAUUUUGGUUUAAUCAUUGGCCUAUCAGUUUCUAGUGGACCAACUAUUCUAGUUUUGUUUCUCAUCUCAAAGAUAAUAAUUCGCAAGGUUAAGCAUCAAAAGAAACAAAAGUUGAAACAAAAGUUCUUCAAUCAAAAUCGUGGACAGUUGUUGCAAAAAUUGGUAUCUCAUAGGUCAGAUAUUGCAGAGAGGAUGAUCAUUCCUUUAAGGGAGCUAGAAAAGGCCACGAACAAGUUUCAUCCAAGUCGUAAGCUUGGUGGUGGAGGGCAUGGUACUGUAUACAAAGGAAUUUUAUCAGACUUGCAUGUUGUUGCCAUCAAGAGGUCAAAUAUUGUGGUCAAGAGUGAAAUUAACGAGUUUAUAAAUGAAGUUUCCAUACUCUCACAGAUCAAUCAUAGAAACAUUGUAAAGCUUUUUGGAUGUUGUCUUGAGACAGAAGUCCCUUUAUUGGCUUAUGAGUUCAUUUCCAAUGGAACCCUAUGCGAUUAUCUUCACAAGAAACCACUAAGAUCACUACCUUGGCAAGACAUAUUAAGGAUUGCAACGGAAAUUGGCAACGCACUUUCUUACCUUCACUCAGGUAUUUCUGUCCCUGUAAUACACAGAGAUAUCAAGUCCACGAAUAUACUUCUUGAUGAUGCCUUGACAGCGAUUGUGUCUGACUUUGGAGCUUCAAGGUACAUUCCUAGAGAUAAAACAACAAUUACAACAAAGGUGCAGGGAACGUUAGGAUAUUUAGAUCCUAUGUACUUUUACUGUGGCCGGCUAACGGAAAAAAGUGAUGUUUAUAGCUUUGGGGUUAUUCUUGUUGAGUUGCUUACGAGGAAGAUGCCAAUUAUAUAUAGAUCCUCCACAGGUGAUGGGCUAGUUGCACAAUUUGUUGUACUACAUGCAGAAGGUAAAUUGGUAGAAAUACUAGAUCCACAUGUAAUGGAGGAGGGAGGUAGCCAAGUUGAAGUCGUAGCUUCUCUAGCUAUGUCGUGCACAAAGCUAAGAGCAGAGGAGCGACCAACCAUGAGGUCAGUGGAGAUGACACUAGAGGCACUUCAAGGACCCAAAAAGCGUUCUCCUGUUCAGGAUGCAACAUACGAGGGGAGUUAUUCUGCAACGAGAUAUACAUCACCAAUAAGAAGGACAAGCUUAGAUGAUACGAGCAGGCAAUAUAGUCAAGAAGAAGAGUUCGUGUUGUCCGCAAGCUACCCUCGAUAG